UCGCCAAAACAAAGGUCAGACUCUGCAACGUGAGAGACUGCACUGGCUGUAAAAAUCUUCAUCUUUGUAAAUUUUAUCUACAUGGACAAUGUACAUGGGGAAGACGCUGUGGUUACGGGCACAUAUAAAGUCGGAACACAACGCAAAGUUCUCUCAGAACAUCAACUACAGAAGCUUAGCAAGGCAGAGAUCAGACAGUUACUUUUGCAGAAUGACAGCCCACAUUCCCUGCUUCCACCGCUUUGUAGCAGAUACAACCAUGGUGAGGGUGACUAUGGCCGAUGUGAUGACAAGGAUAACUGCACGAGGCUUCACAUCUGCGAGGGCUACAUCCAAGGCACCUGCGACUCCGGCGACUGCGGCCGGUCACAUGACUUCUUCGAGCCCCACCCGAUGAGGACCCUGCGGGGGAGGGGUGUGCCCAGCGGAAUGGUGGGAUCCAUGCUCUCCGUCUACCGGAACAUCUUGGUGCUCAGGGGCACUCUGAAGUCCAAUGCUGGGGCCAAGAACAGAAGUGGCAGAAGGGGUAAAAGAGGAGGCGCCACCACUAGCAGUGGUGUGGCUAAAGACGAAAGCAGUCCAGCACGGCCAGUGAUAAGUGAAAUCUGCCUGUUCUUCAUCAGAGCUGAUUGCAAACAAGGCAACAGGUGUUGGAGAGUACACUCCAAAAUGCCCUACCAGUGGCAAUUUAAGGCUGGAGAAACCUGGAACGACUUUCCGAUCAGUGAAGACAUCGAGAGGGACUUUUGUAACCCAAGCUGCGCUAGCUUCAUCGCUUUGAGGUCCAGCCUCAUGAUGUGUUGUAUGGAUUUAAACCAGUGUGUGGGGGCUAUCUAA
Messenger RNA from Clupea harengus (Atlantic herring), 837 nucleotides. Its product is annotated as protein mono-ADP-ribosyltransferase PARP12-like. Gene Ontology annotation, molecular function: NAD+ poly-ADP-ribosyltransferase activity; metal ion binding. The transcript is spliced from 5 exons. The record is from RefSeq and is a predicted model, not a curated record. Bases 82 to 837 code for a protein of 251 amino acids. Gene Ontology annotation, cellular component: nucleus. Lineage: Eukaryota; Metazoa; Chordata; Actinopteri; Clupeiformes; Clupeidae.